This is a messenger RNA of Monopterus albus (swamp eel), 1838 nucleotides long. RefSeq names its product mitochondrial rRNA methyltransferase 1 homolog (S. cerevisiae) (gene mrm1). Bases 304 to 1473 code for a protein of 389 amino acids. The record is from RefSeq and is a predicted model, not a curated record. The transcript has a single exon. Gene Ontology annotation, molecular function: RNA binding; rRNA (guanine) methyltransferase activity. Gene Ontology annotation, cellular component: mitochondrion. NCBI's taxonomy places the organism in Eukaryota, Metazoa, Chordata, Actinopteri, Synbranchiformes, Synbranchidae. Gene Ontology annotation, biological process: rRNA methylation.
UUUAUUUUAUAAAUGGGAGCGUUCGACAUCCGGUCAUAAUCACACGGUACUUGACUGAGAUGGAUUGCACGUGUGAGUUUCACGUAAAGGCCGCAAACAGAUCAACUAUUCAGGAAGAUGGUGGUGUCGAGGCAUAAACAUUAAUAACAUUUUAAUGUUUUAGACUGAACCAUGAGACCUACUGAGUGAAAUCUGUGGACAAAUGAUCUCUGGAUUGAUGGACUUCUCAGGCAACUCUACAAAGUUUCUCUGGGACAACUACCUUUUGUUUUAUUUUUAUAGAAUAAAAUAAACAAAUUUAAUAUGUGGGUACUCAGUAUAGCACAUCAACACAAGCGGCUACUCGUUUGGACUAGAAGAUUGCACAAGAAUUCAGUUUUCUCAGUAGUGGGCUCUCAGUUUACCUCUUACCAUGUGACAGCUACUCUUCUGUGCCCAGAGGACAGUAACAUCAACCCUGUGGCAAGGAGACGCCAUAGACACAAGUCUGUUGGAUCUAAUGGACAGAAAGGCCAUGAGAGGUCAGUUCAGAGUAAAGUCUGGAUGAAUGAGAUCCCAGUGUUGCAGAAGAAGAAUCAGAGGAAGGGAGAUGACCACAGAAUAUCAUCUGAAGUCAGGAAACUGUGUCUGGAGGAUUUCCCUGCAGGGGGGGAGAGGCCAGUGAGACAGAAGUCAGCGCUAGACUCCAAAAUAGAGAACUAUGAGAUUGUUUUUGGCAUCGCUCCCUGUCUCCUGGCUUUGACUCAGGGUAGAAGAAUGACCCAUAAACUGUUUGUAAAAGAUGGCGAGGCCUCUCACAGGGCUUCUGUGUUAAAGGUGUGUGAAGAGGCUCAUCAGCGAGGAGUACAAGUCCAUCGGGUCAGCAAAAAGGAUCUGGACAGUAUGUCUUCUGGACGUGUACAUCAAGGAGUUUGUCUCCUAGCCAGCCCUCUGAACUAUCUCAGCGAGGACAGUGACACUGCACCCAUCAGAACAGACACCCCUCUCUGGCUUGUCCUGGAGGAAAUUCAAGACCCGAUGAAUCUUGGUGCCAUCCUGCGCUCUGCCUAUUUCCUUGGAGUGGACAGAGUUGCCAGCAGUCUUCGCAACAGCUGUCCAUUGUCUCCAGUGGUCAGCAAAGCCAGCUCAGGUGUUAUGGAAGUGACUGGUGUGUAUGGGUAUAAAAACCUUGCAGAUAUGUUGAAGCUGAAGGUGGCACAAGGCUGGCAGGUGGUUGGCACAGUUGGAGCCAAUGCAGAGCAUGCCCAGAUUCCUGUCACUCAGUGUUCAGACUUUCAGAUGACUAAACCCACACUGUUGUUAAUAGGAAGUGAGGGGGAAGGAUUGUCCCAAGAACUGCUCUCUCUGUGCCAAACCCUGCUCACCAUCCCAGCUGGCAGAGAGCUGAUCCCCAGCAUCGAGUCUCUGAAUGUCUCUGUGGCCACAGGCAUCCUGCUGCACUCUCUGCUGAGCUCCAGGAGGUCCACCAGCUGAAGACCACCCUAAAUAUCUGCCUGUACUGUAACCUAAGAUGUAAGAAGGCUGAGAAUGAUCAACAGAAUCACAUGCUUGAGGAAUAAAAUUGAAUACUUCACUGUAAUUUUCAAAAAUGGCUUACAAGAUUAGACUGUGGUGAAAUUUUACAUCUCAUUUCUUAUUGUCAACAAAUCCCAAGAAAACACCAAAACUAACAUAUUUUGAGUAUCUAAAUCCUGAUAUAGUGUAUUCCUUUGUGGAACAGAGUUCCAUUGUUGUCUAAAAAUAAAAAAUACUGGUACUGCAUACCUGUUUUCACUAUGCCAUAGUGGAUUACUGAGUGUAAUGGGCAAAAAUAGCAAAUUAUCAAUUUAAAAUUUAAU